Molecule: messenger RNA, 426 nt
Organism: Amphimedon queenslandica
Lineage: Eukaryota; Metazoa; Porifera; Demospongiae; Haplosclerida; Niphatidae
Product: ATP-binding cassette sub-family G member 2-like
Exons: 3
Biological process (GO): transmembrane transport
Cellular component (GO): plasma membrane
Molecular function (GO): ABC-type transporter activity
Source: RefSeq, a predicted model, not a curated record
GUUGGUACUGAGUUCAUUCGUAGUGUUAGUGGAAGAGAGAGGAAGAGGACUAACAUUGGUAUGGAGCUGAUAAUAGAACCACAAGUAUUGUUCCUUGAUGAACCAACCACUGGACUGGAUGCAUUCACUGCUGUAGCUGUAGUACAGCUGCUUAGGAAUUUGUCAAGGAACAGUGAGAGGAUUAUUGUCAUGUCCAUCCACCAGCCGAGAUAUUCCAUUUACAAACAGUUUGACUCUCUCACUCUUCUCUCCCAGGGGAACAUGGUCUAUCAUGGAGCAAUAAAGGAGACACUUCCAUAUUUUACUAACCUUGGGUAUUUUUGUGAGGAGCAUGACAAUCCUGCUGACUUUCUACUUGAUGUUACUAAUCAGUGUGAAGGACUGACAUCAGCCACUGCAAGUACAAAAAUAAAUAAUAAUAACUAG